AUGAGUCUUGUUAGUGUCCUUUUUAAUCUAUGUCUAUUUGUGUGACGGUAGAGAUGUUUAUGUUUCACGUUUAUAUUUUAUUUACUCUUGUCUUUAUUUCGGUGUGUGGUAAUAAAACCAUACUGCAGUAUUUCGGAUCAUUAGAUGACUAUCAAGUGAAUGCAACUGAGACGAGUGAGUCGAAGUACCCGUGGAUAGCGCGCGUGAUACACUCGCGGAGUUCGUACGUCCCGCACAUGUGCACCGCGGCCUGCAUCGACGAGGCCAUCUUUGUUACUGCUGCUCGAUGUAUUUACAAUUUAAAAGUAAACUACACGAGAAUUCUAUACAACUCGAAGUUCUACGACGCUUUGGCGUUCGUCGUGCCUUCGGUGCCAACGAAACAAUCUUACGACGACAUAGGUUUUAUAGUGGUUCGCUCAAAGAACUCUAAAAAGUGGCCUGUGAUCAAACCAUUUAAUGGAGCUAACAGAACUGAUAAAGCGUUUGAUUGGUUCAAAAAGUUAGAACAUGCCUCGAUGAAAUACAAAAUCGUUGGAUAUGCAAUGAGAAAGUGGCUUCACAGAAUCAGUGUGCCGGAGAGGCAGUAUGACCUUUCAGAACUGGACGUCAUCGUGAGUUUAGAUAUAUGUACCAAAUUACUGACAAAUAAUGGAAAGGAUAAAAUUUUCCGCGUCCCCUGCUAUCACUCGUGUACCUUCCAGGAGUUUAAGAAGAAGAACAGCAAAUGUCAGAAGUAUCAUGGGGUCGAAGGUGGCGCCCUCAUUGACACAACGUCCAAUAAAUUAGUAGGGAUUGCGACAUGGACAAUUUCCUACUCCAAAUAUGAAGUACCAGUUGGUUUUUCAGUUUUAAAUUCAAAGAAUUUUUUCGAUGAUUUCCGUUGUGCGAAACGGAUACGAAAUGACAAUGGUUUGCUAAUAGUGAAGGGAUAUUAUCAAAGUCUGUGCUGA
Molecule: messenger RNA, 953 nt
Organism: Spodoptera littoralis (African cotton leafworm)
Lineage: Eukaryota; Metazoa; Arthropoda; Insecta; Lepidoptera; Noctuidae
Source: the annotation of a GenBank genome assembly